GCGGAGCAGGGCGCAGAGCGCGCAGCUCCGAGCCGGCACCCGGUCGUCGCCUGCCGGGGCAGCGGCAGCUGGGCUCCUGGAGAGGUCUCCGGGCCAUGGAGCCUUCGCACAAAGACGCCGAGACGGCGGCGGCCGCGGCCUCAGCAACAGAUCCCCGGGGGGCGGCGUCGUCCAGUGGGGUGGUCGUGCAGGUCCGCGAGAAGAAGGGUCCUCUGCGCGCCGCCAUCCCCUACAUGCCCUUCCCGGUGGCCGUCAUCUGCCUCUUCCUCAACACUUUUGUGCCGGGAUUGGGUACAUUUGUCUCGGCCUUCACUGUGCUGUGUGGGGCCCGCACUGACCUCCCAGACAGGCAUGUGUGCUGCGUCUUCUGGCUGAACAUCGCUGCGGCCCUCAUCCAGGUGCUCACGGCCAUUGUCAUGGUGGGCUGGAUCAUGAGCAUCUUUUGGGGCAUGGACAUGGUCAUCCUCGCCAUUUCCCAAGGGUACAAGGAGCAGGGCAUCCCACAGCAGCUGUGAGCCUGCACGACCCACCAGGAAAGUUCAGGGCCCUGUGAGGGCUGCACCAGGUGACUUCAGGCACAAGGACCUUCACACGUUCUCUUCUGCCAUUUCUCCAGUUGGGGUGGAAGGGGAAUAUUUAAAAAUACAUUAUUUAUUUUGAAAAACAUACCUGCUUUUCUCAGCAGGCUCUGAGGCCAGUCUCUCUCUCUGCUCCAGAGGUACACGGGAGAAACAGGCCUGGAACACUGGGACUGGGCUAGAGGUGGGGAAGUGACAGAAUACCAGGAGUGCUGGGCAGGCUCAUCUAACUUUCCACUGAACAGGCACCCAGCCCUGUCAGGCUUGGUUGCUGUAGGCCCUGUUGUAGGUGACCAGGAGCUCUCCCAGGAUGCAAGACUUCAUGGAAUACUUCCUCUGGGUCCUUACCCCCUGCUCAACCAUGUGGCAUCCUGUGUCUGCUCAAUGCUUUCCUGGAGGCAGCAGAGGGUGAGGGUGGUCCGGUGGCCAGGUGGAAGCCCAGCAUGGAAUGACCCCUGGGUCUCCAUAGGUGUCUGACCACACUCCAGCCUCCUUGUCACUGACAGUGAAAGGCUGGGGGGGGAGGUAUGACUUUUGCUUCCUUGAGGUGAGGUGGGCAUUGGAUCCAUCCCUGGGUGACACUGUUAGAAUUCUAAAUGUUUAUAUACAACAUUACCAGGCUAUGCCAAUGGCUGCAGACUGACAGCCUUCCUCAAUUAUUACUGUUUCUGGUACACCUCCUUUUUCUGAAAUCCAUGUGUUUCUGAAUCUAGACAUUUUGGUUUGGGGAAGAUGCUAUCUCCUAACACCCCAGCAGAGUCUGGGCUACCCACCCACCAUCAAGCAUGUGAAUAUCUCUAGAUAGCUGGAAUAGUCAGAUUCCUUGGGACGAAUGAACUGUUUAGGUCAGAUUUUGCUCCUGAAUAAGUCCCAGGGGACACUGGCCACCUGAUUGCAUUUGAAGUGUCAGAUUAAACAGUCACAUCAUGAGGUUGGGAACCUUGACCUGAAAUUCUACAUGCUGCAAGCAGGUGCAUCAGGGACUGAUGUUGAUAUGACACAUGGACCUCUGUGCCCCUUUGAGUGGCUCACCUGGGAGUUAUCAGUAGAGUUAGAUCCUUAAUAGGGGGAGAAGCCAACAGAAGGCACUAGUGUGGGCGACAAUCUGAAAUUAAGAGCGAAAGGAGAUCCAAAAUUAGUGAUGGGAUGGGGCUUCCCAUCUCUUCUCUUUCUAUUCUAAACAGGAAGUGCUAACAUAUGGGACAGGAGAACUCAGUUCCCAGAUGCACUGGCCUUGAGCCAUCCAUGGGUCCCUCGAUGAAAGGCUUUCCUCAUUAGCUGAAGCUCUGUUACAGCUUGGCCAGGACUGUAGAAAGGAGCUGGUCAUGUUCUACACUGAUGGAUGGAAGCUCUUGAGAAACAGCUCCCACUGCAGAGGGUUUGGGGAGAGGGUAUCCCAGCCCCUCACCAGGCUUCUUAAUUCCAGUCCUUGGAAGCAGGCCCCCUAACUGGACAGUCCCUGACAUCAUGGAGAUGUGGAGUUGUGUGCAGUACUCAGUCCUGGCUCUAACUUUGGGCAAACAGGCCUGUCUUACCUUUUGUUCACCCAUUGGUUUCUUCCAUGGCUGUGUGUCCUUUGAAAACACAUGGUAGGGUCUUGUAUCUUCCUAUGUUCCCUUCUUUCCAAACCCAGCCCAGGCUUCUGUGGCUUCUCUCUGUUUGUUUGCGCCUGUAUCUUGGGUAUGGGAGCAGGCUUGGUCCUCCCCCAUGCAGCUGUCAUGCAGGUAGAUCAGUAGGGAGUGAAGCUUCCCUAGAACUGCAGGAGACAACCUCAGCAGAGGGAAGUGACGGGUCCCUGUCCCUUCUAUGCUUCCAGCCCACAGCCCCUUCACCCCGCCUAGCCAGUGAUGACAGGCCUCAGCAAGGUCGGUCCCCACAAGCGAGGGUGAAGUCUAUUUCCCUGACUUGGGUUGGGGGUGGCUACUGGGGGAGGUGAAAGAAGACAGCAGUUUAUAUUGCUUGUUUAGUGACAUGAGCCAGACUCGAGUGGGACUUUUUUGAGUGACAGGUGUCAUCAUGAGUUCUCACUGGGAUGGCUUAAUAUAGAGGUUUAUGAGUUUGGAAGGCUGUCUCCCUGGCACCCCCUCACUCUGGGUGGCUGAUGUGGGGUGGAGUCAGGAGAUCCCCACCUGUGAGUCUGAGGGUUGCUACUAGCUCAAAAUAGUGCCCAUAAAUGAGGUCAUGGCCUUAGCCCAAUCACUGUCAGACAAUGGACAGUGGCAGGUUUGCUUCAUGUGGUUCAGGAUGCUCACUGGACCAUUGGUGGCCAGAGUACAUCUACUAAAUACCAUCUGGCUGGAAAGGAGGGCUCUCAGGCCAGCACGUGCUUGGCAGGUGACAAAGCCAGGUUCCAACUGAAUAGCAGAAUUCAGGGUCCCUGUCCCAGCUGAAUUCUUGCCCAAGAAUUCAGAAGAAAUUUUCCCUGGCUAUCAGUUUUGGGGGCAAGGAUAACAGACACACAGAGGGCACCAUGGUGAAUGGGACACUGUCAGGACCCAACAGUGGCAUAGUGAUCAGAGUGGCCAAUCUCUCUACCAAAGUGGGACCCUGGAGCAAGAGUGAAGCACCCAGCAGCCUGACUGUCCUACCUUCAUUUCUGUUGCUGUGACAGAAUAUGCUGACAAAAGUAACAGGCCAGGAAGUCGUUUAUUAGGCUUACAAUUCCAGGUUACAUACAGUCCAUCAGAGCAAAGGAUUCACAGUGGCAGGAACUUAAGCAGCUGGCCACAGUCUAGAGCCAAGAGAAACAAAUGUGUCCAUGCUACCUGCCUGCUUGCUUGAUUCUUAGCUAGCUUUCUCCACUCAGGACCCAGGAAAUGGUGCCACCCACAUUCAGGGUGGGUCUUCCCGCCUCAAGGAACCAUCAAGACAAUCCCCGACAGAUAUGUCCACAGGCCAAACUGAUCUAGAUAAUUCCUCAUUAAGACCCAGGUGAUUCUAGAUUGUGUCACAUGCACAGUUAAAACCAGCACACUGGGCAUAUGUGGAGUACUGUGAAGACUACUGGACCAGAAAGACUGAUAUGGCUCCCUUUCCCCAGAACCGCCAGCCUCAGACUGCUGGCCUUGCUUAGGCCAAGUCUCCAGCUGCGUUGGAAAGAAAGAGAAGGAAGUGACAUGGGCAUGAUCUCUUCCCUCCCUCCACUGUUCUAGAUGUGUGUCCAGCCCCAGCGAACAGCCUCAGCAGUAGGCCUGGGCCCAGGCACUGCCUCCAGUGGUUCAUCUCCCACUGUUCUGUGAGGACUUUGCUAAGCUUUCAUGUGGUGAGCCAAGGCUCCUGAGAAAGUGAGCCAUGACCCUAGACACACACCCCUCAGAAGUCACAAGGAAUAACUAACCUCAGAAGGACCAGAAGAAUUCUCCCCUGUCCUUCUAGCUCCCUUACCUCACCUGCCAUCAAAACUACACCCCCUGGCUUCCUAAGCUUCCUUGUGGAAGGCAGAGGCAGAUAGCAGCUAGAGCUAGAACAGGUGCUGAGAACUGCCUGGUCUAACCAGCAAUCCAUGGGACUCAGUUCCUGCAUCCCUCAUGGGGCCAAUGCUGCACUGAUGGAUGGUAGAACCAUGAGGUGAAUUUGCCUACAGGAUGCUGGGGCCUGAGGAGCAGCGGGGAGGAUGCUGCUAAAAGGCGACACAGAAAGGAAGUAAGCCAUGUGCCUAACAUGUCCCCUGGACAGAAAGAGACCAAGAUGUACAGAAGAAAAGCCAUCCACACAUUCAAACAUUGGCCAGCACACUAUGGAGCCUUGGAACCAGAUAAAAGUCCCCCAAAGGCCCAAGGUCCUAAAGGGGGAAGGGAAGCUGAAUGAUAGUGUUUUUUUUUUUUACCUUAAGAUGCAAACCACAGACACCACUGUAUGUCAGUCCUCUUUAGCUGACCCAUUCCCUGCUAGGCUGGUGGUGACCUUAGCAGAGGACAUUCCUCAGCUUAGUAUGAAGUGAGAGGAGGCCACUCAGGCCUUAAUAAUGUGCAUUAUUGCUAAUGACAUGGAUGAAGAAAGCUGGGAGCAGGCACAGACUUCUUGGGGAAAUAGAAUGGAAGCAUGGGUGCUCUGUUGGUGGCGAAGACUCUGGGCAGGUCUUUCUUACGUCCUCUGAAUCACGUUCAAGCUCCACUGCAGGGAUUAGAGGGGAAAACCCCCAAUCUCAUCAUCCAGAACUCCUUAGAGGCUGACCUCCACUGUGGUUUGGGAGGGAGAACAUCUAUUCCAGGGAUGAACUGCACCCAAUACAGACCAAGGGUUCCCCCUAGUGGAAGCAGGGAGCCACCUGCGGGCCAGGGAAAUACACCUGCUUUGCAUUUGAGCAGUUAGCAAAUAUUGCCCUGUGCCAAUGUGGGCAGAUCCUGAGCUUGGUGAAAGAUGCUCUCCACUCCACACCCCUGUAGUCUCCAGGCUCUACCAGUGACAGCAAGGUGGGAGAGACCCUCUUCCCCAAGGACCAGCUGUUAAAUCUUCUUCCAGGGAUCUCUGGGCACAGGUUGUAGUGGACAAACUUAUCGUGGCCACUGGAAGUGAUCAUGUGAAAAGGACUGCUGAGCAGGUGGGUGAGAGACUCGGGGCCUGUAUGUUUCCUCAGCUUUCUUCCAGUCAGCUUCUUGGGGCUUUUGGAUGUUACUGAGUUCACAAAGGCAGGGCAUUUUUGCACUCAGAGUGUGACCCAGUCUAAAUCUCAUGAUGUACUACGACAGGAUGAAUCCCAACCAGGGCAGUCCUGAGCACCCACCACACUCCAGAGUGCCUCUGGUCUAAUGUCUUCAGGAUCACCUGCAUCCUUCCAGUUGCCUUGGCCUCCGUUUAGCCAUCUACAAUGCAGGACUAAAGCCAGUUGGUCCUAGACAGCCUUCAUUUUCCCCAAUCCUGCCAAAGUCAAGGGUUUAGAGAGCCCAGGCCCACCCAGGGAAGAGAAGUGUGCUUCCUCAUAACUCAAAGGCUGACAACCCCAGAGCUGGGAGAGUCCAGACUCUUCCUUGCAAAACAAACUCUAUCACAGAGCACCCUGUUGCAUAAUUUCCUGGGGAGAAACAGAAACACCUCUUUGCCUCAGAUAAGACACCAAAAGACCAAAGAAAUUAUUCCAUUCCAGUGCAGUUUGAGGAGCUAGUGAGUUCAUUGGGGCUACUAAUGAGAGCAUGGGUGACUCUUGGUAAGCUACAUCACUGAAAAGUUCCACCCCAACAUGGGUGAAGACUCAUGAAAGCUGCAUCACUAUAGCCCCACCCCAUUCAAACACUUCCUAUAUACUCCAUCAGCCCCCAAGAACUCAUGAAGCUGGGGUGGGAGGGAAAAAGGGAGUGGCUGGAAUCUCAGGUGAGGGUCUCAUAGCUCCCUACUGCCUUUAGGAAGUAAUGUCAAUAGGAUGGAUAUUGUGAAGAGUUCCUGGGUAAUCGCCACUGCUCCAACUUCAAGAUGUCAAUGGCCAUGGCUUGCCCCGACAACAGACUUCCACUGCACUGCCUCCCACACCAUCAAGGGAAGAAGGGGCCACCUGGGUAUCUCUUGAGUUUCUAGUACAAGCCCAGGAAAUCUGGAUUUGGAUUUAGCUAGGGAACCUUGACCUCCAACCCCUCUCCAGUCCUGCCCAGAUUUCCCAAAAUGUCAACCUUACAGUCCUCCCCCAGUGCAUUUUCACAUGAAUGGGCAGGAUAUACUCACAUGUGCGUACGCACAGACACACACACACACACACACACACACACACACACACACACACGUAGCACCUAUAUUGCUAGCAAGCAGCACAGAGGCAGGAUCGGGGAGCUCAACUCAUACAUCUCCCAAUUGCCCUCAUGACCCCCUAAACCCCAUCCACUAUGCACAUCAAUUCCUCCCUCUCUCUAGAGCCCCUGGCCUGUGAAUCACUUCCUCCUGGGGUCCAAGGGCUCAGCAUCCCCAUCCUCUCCCCACAAAAUGCAGCUGGGCUUAAGCCCUGGCCUGGCCUGGUAUGGAAGGGAUGAGAUGGGCCUGCCCUGAAGGAAGAGAUGCUGACCUCUUCCUGACACUUUUCCAGAACUGCACACAGUACUUUUUCUGAAUUUCUUUUUAUUCCUACCUUACCUACCCCAACCAAGAAGCCAACAAGAAGUGGAGGAGGAGGGAAGUUUUAAGCAGAGACACAUGGUGGUGGGGGUUGUGACAGCUUCUACCGGGCCCUGUGGAACCAUGGCCAGCCCUUCUAAGCACAGUUCUGUGCCAUUGUCCACUUUGACAUUUUAUUUUAAAUAGCACAUAAAAAGUAGACACUGGCUGUGUAUAUCGCUGAAUUUAUGUAUGGACAAGUGUAGUAUUGUGAAUUAGUGUUUUGGUGCUGUAGUUGGCUUUGUUUGGGUCUCUCUUCUCUGUUAAAUUAAUUGCUGUACAAUUUCAUGUUCUGACAAUAUCCAGGGCUUUAAAAAAUCUCAUUUCUACCCACAGGGAGCCCACCCACCCCAAUCCAGCCAAGGGAAUAGCUAGCCCCAUUCCAAAGAUUGGAAGCUUUCUUGGAAGACAACUUGGACUAUGUGGGCCCUAGGGAAGAUUCUAGACUUGCCUGACCUUGGGCCCAGGUUUGGGUGUGGCUGAUUGUUGCCAGUGCCCUCAGGCUUGAGCCCUGGCCCAGGGGUCCACAGGGUCCCACAGGAACAGAGCAGGGCUCCCACCUCUCUAGCCUUCUGCCAGCUUUAAACCCCUUCCUCCAGCAGCACCACUGUACAUGUGCUGAAGAAUACCACUUAUGACAACAAAACUCAUGUACAUAUCCCAUAUACAUACGUGUACAUAUACAUGUGAUCCUCUUAUAAAUAUACAAAGCAUGGAUUUUCUUUGGCAUUCCAAUUUGUGUUUUUUUUUUAAAAAAAAAACAAAAACCCUUGGAAAUACGGUUUGGAACCUUUUCUUCCUUCUCCUCUUUUCUACGUAAUAAAUGUUCACGUGACCUUU
Nannospalax galili (Upper Galilee mountains blind mole rat) is the source of this 7493-nucleotide messenger RNA. It is a transcript of the gene Stum, whose product is annotated as stum, mechanosensory transduction mediator homolog. The coding region runs from base 96 to 515 and encodes 139 amino acids. Lineage: Eukaryota; Metazoa; Chordata; Mammalia; Rodentia; Spalacidae. The transcript has 4 exons. The record is from RefSeq and is a predicted model, not a curated record.